Molecule: messenger RNA, 1449 nt
Organism: Striga hermonthica
Lineage: Eukaryota; Viridiplantae; Streptophyta; Magnoliopsida; Lamiales; Orobanchaceae
Source: the annotation of a GenBank genome assembly
AUGGGUGGGUGUUUUCCUUGCUUUGGAUCAUCAAAGAGGGCUGUGAAUAGUAGUAACAAUAGUAAUGGAGUGAAACAAGUAGCCAAAAAGGAGUCUUUUAAAGAGAACUCUUCUGUUCACUCCAGUAGCCAUGUGAAUAGAGUGAAUUCAGAUAAAUCAAAAGGCCGGAAAAGUACUGAUACCAAGAAAGAAUUACUGCUACCAAAAGAGCCAACAGCUAAUAUUGCUGCACAAACAUUUACGUUUCGUGAGCUUGCUGCAGCUACAAAUAACUUUAGGCCCGAGUGCUUGCUUGGCGAAGGUGGUUUUGGGAGAGUUUACAAAGGCCGUCUUGAAAGCACGGGGCAGGUUGUGGCAGUUAAGCAACUUGAUCGAAAUGGGCUUCAAGGGAAUAGGGAAUUUCUGGUAGAGGUUCUCAUGCUUAGCCUGUUACACCAUCCGAAUCUUGUCAACUUGAUUGGAUAUUGUGCUGAUGGAGACCAACGGCUUCUAGUUUAUGAGUACAUGCCAUUGGGAUCUCUAGAAGAUCAUUUGCACGAUCUGCCACCCGAUAAAGAGCCUCUCGACUGGAACACUCGUAUGAAAAUUGCGGCUGGUGCUGCUAAGGGCUUAGAGUACCUGCACGAUAAAGCAAACCCGCCCGUCAUAUACAGGGACCUGAAAUCAUCCAAUAUCCUUCUUGAUGAGGGGUUUUUCCCCAAGCUUUCAGAUUUCGGGCUUGCAAAGCUUGGGCCCGUGGGUGACAAGACCCACGUCUCGACCCGGGUUAUGGGGACUUAUGGCUACUGUGCCCCCGAGUAUGCCAUGACCGGCCAGCUCACCAUGAAAUCGGACAUCUAUAGCUUUGGGGUCGUGUUUCUUGAGCUGAUCACGGGCCGGAGGGCGAUCGACAACAUGCGGAGUGCGGGAGAGCAUAAUCUCGUUGCAUGGGCGAGGCCCCUUUUCAAGGACCGGAGGAAAUUCCCGAAAAUGGCGGACCCGCUACUGCAGGGCCGUUACCCGAUGCGUGGGCUCUACCAAGCCCUUGCUGUGGCCGCCAUGUGUCUCCAGGAGCAGGCCGCCACACGGCCACUGAUAGGUGAUGUCGUCACAGCCCUAUCCUACCUGGCGUCCCAAACCUACGACCCGAACGGACCGAAGCACAGGCACGAGCGGAGGAACACGUCAGACGACGGGCCCCACCUCGGGUCCCCUUCAUCUGUCCAAAGGAACUCGCCCGACUCCAGGAGGUUAGAAGAGACUGGGGGUGGCUCGGGGAGCCGUCUGGGCCCAGAUGGUUUGGGCCGGGCCGACUCACAGGUGGGCAGCCCGGGGAGUGCAGGCCGGGCCCGCGAGACCCCCAAGAACCCUGAGAGAGAGCGCGCGGUCGCCCUGGCUAAGGUCUGGGGGGAGAAUUUCAGGGAGAAAAGGAAGAGUAAUGCCGGGAGCUUUGAUGACACGAACGAGUGA